Messenger RNA from Triticum urartu, 1451 nucleotides. RefSeq lists its product as uncharacterized. Lineage: Eukaryota; Viridiplantae; Streptophyta; Magnoliopsida; Poales; Poaceae. Gene Ontology annotation, molecular function: DNA binding. The record is from RefSeq and is a predicted model, not a curated record. Gene Ontology annotation, biological process: regulation of DNA-templated transcription.
CCUCCCACUCCCAGAUCCCCAAACCCUAGCCAGCUCCCCGCCGGCCGCCAGCUUCGAUGACCCAUGGCCUCCUCCCCCAUCCUUCCCAUGGGCUGCAGGUUCAGCCCGUCCGACGCCGACCUCAUCUCCUUCUACCUCCGCCCCAUGAUCGCGGGCGAGCCCCUCCCUGAGGCCGCCGCCAGGUUCCUGCACACCGCCGACGCGUACGGCGCAGAUCCGGCCGCCCUCGUCUCGGGCCUCCUGCCCGCGGUCCCGCUGGCGCCCAAGACCGGGGCCGAGCGGCGGUGCUGGUACUUCUUCUGCUCCGCCAAGGCCCUGUCCGGGCACGACAAGCGCAGGUCCCGCGCCGUCGGCGGCGGCGAGGGCACGUGGCACGCCGAGAAGGGGAGGGCGGCCGUUCUCGACGGCGAGGGACGCGUCGUCGGGUACAAGCAGAGUUUCAGGUACAAGCCCAUCCAUUCCGACGGAUCCGUGGAGGCCGUGUGGCUCAUGGUCGAGUUCCGUAUGGCUCAUGAGCAAGGGGAUGAUGAGAAAGGCGAGACGGUUCCGGUUCUUUGCAAGGUCUACCAGAGCCCGCGCAAGCCCCGAUCUGCGUCCGUCCCGACGUCGCCGGCAUACAGGAGGGGGAGGAAGAGGAAGGCCGGAGACGACUCAGCUCCGGUGAAGACUGUGAAGCGGCGGCUGCUUGUUCCUCCUGCUGCACCAAUUCUGCUGUCGGCCGUCGAGCCACAGCCAGACUUGAACAACUGCUCGGAUGGCGUCUCAGUGGACCAGCUUCUUGAUGAUCUCAUGUCCGGCCUCACGCCUGAUCAAGUCUUGGGUGACUUCUUGAUGCCUUUACCUGAAUCAGAUGUCAAUUGCAGCUUCUCCAUCGCCAAUGAGAAUUCUGAUCAAGUCUUUCUGGGUGACUUGUUGAUGCCUGUCCCUGAACCAGUGGUCAACUACAGCUUCUGCAUGCCCGACCAUGCCGGUUCCAUGGUGAGCAACUACGGCACCGUCCUCCAUGGUGGUUCAGUCACACCCCUUUUUCACAAUUCUGAUCAAUUUGACUUGUCGGUGCCCAUCAUCGAACCACUGCCAACUGACUUGCAGAGCCAGACAGCAAUGCUAAAUUUCAGCUUCCUGUCGUGUGCCCCGUAUGCUGGAAUUUGCGAUUCUUGGACAGUAGGCGAGAGCACGGACGAUGAAGCGGCCUCAGUCAGCUGGUAUGACUCUGCUCAAAGCUCACCAGAGGUUCCAACCGAGUGGAUGAUGCAAACACCAUUUGCCACCCCAUAUCUAUUCUGAAGCUGACCGGCUUCGUAUUGUGUGUGUGUUUUCGCUAUCCCAUUGACAGGAUACAUUCAAUCGCCAUUUACCCCAAGGAUAGGAUAUAAUACAUGUUUUUGUAGCUUGUACCAAGGUUCAAGACCUUGUUGUGUUUUUGACUUAUAAUGAUCUAGUUAUGUAUG